Messenger RNA from Kogia breviceps (pygmy sperm whale), 1674 nucleotides. Its product is annotated as histone-arginine methyltransferase CARM1-like. The record is from RefSeq and is a predicted model, not a curated record. Gene Ontology annotation, biological process: peptidyl-arginine methylation. Gene Ontology annotation, molecular function: protein-arginine N-methyltransferase activity. NCBI's taxonomy places the organism in Eukaryota, Metazoa, Chordata, Mammalia, Artiodactyla, Physeteridae.
GGGGCAGCGCUGCUCGGGCUCGUGGCAGAGGCGCUCGCACCAUGGCCGAGGCUUCUGCUCCCGCCCGGGUCCCGGCGCGCCGGCACUACCGCGUGCAACUGCGCUUCGUCACCGAGGAGCAGCUCUUCGCCGCGGGGCCGCUCUCGCUUCCCACCCUGAAGUCUCUGCGGCUGGAGGUGCACCCAGCAGGGGAGGAGGCGGAUGCGACGGUGACUGACGCUGAUGGUGUCUGUGUCUUCAAAUGCUCACUCAACAGAGGCACUGAAUGUUGCUGUGUGGGGAAGGAGUCCAUCUUGAUUUCUCUGGGCUACCACAGUGCUUUGCUGAAGUUUGAGUCUCAUGCUGAAUUCAGCGCAUUUUCAAAUACCUUGAAAAGAUGCCGGCAUGAGGAAAAGGAAUACUCAGUGUUCAGCCAGCGGACAGAAGAGGCGUCUGCCGUACAGUACUUCCAGUUUUAUGGCUGCCUUUCCCAGCAGCAGAACAUGAUGCAAGAUUUUGUGAGGACAGCCACUUACCACAGAGCCAUCCUCCAGAACCACACUGACUUUAGAGAUAAGGUUGUUCUAGAUGUUGGUUGUGGAUCAGGAAUACUGUCAUUCUUUGCAGUACAGGCCGGAGCUCGGAGAGUCUAUGCAGUUGAGGCCAGUUCAGUAGCACAAUAUGCUGAGAUGCUAGUGAAAAGUAACCACCUUUCAGACAAGAUCAUUGUUUUGCCAGGGAAAAUUGAAGAAAUCUCACUUCCUGAGGCUGUAGAUGUGAUCAUUUCAGAACCAAUGGGAUACAUGCUGUUCAAUGAAAGGAUGUUGGAAAGUUACCUUCAUUCCAAAAAAUGGCUGAAAGCAAAUGGAAUGAUGUUCCCGACGUUCGGCGACAUCCACCUGGCCCCCUUUUCUGAUGAACAGCUGUACUUGGAACACCACUCCAGAGCCAACUUUUGGUACCAGCAGUGCUUCUACGGGGUUAACCUUUCCAGUCUCCGGGGUGCUGCGGUGGACGAAUACUUCAGACAGCCAAUAGUAGACACAUUUGACAUUAGGAUUUUGAUGGCUCGGACAGUCAAGUACACAGUAAACUUUAUGGAUGCAGAAGAGGCAGAUCUCCACAGAGUAGAAAUUCCGUUUGUGUUUCAGAUGGCGCAGUCUGGCCUCAUCCACGGCCUGGCAUUCUGGUUUGACGUGGCCUUUGUUGGCUCUCUGGUAACAGUUUGGCUGUCAACAGCGCCCACUGAGCCUCUGACUCACUGGUAUCAGGUGCGGUGCCUUCUUCAGACUCCUCUCUUUGCCAAGGAAGGAGAGACCCUCUCAGGGAGAGUGCUGUUUGUGGCCAAUAAACGACAGAGCUAUGACAUUCAGAUCGUGGCGCUGGUAAACCAGACGGGCUUCAGGUCUGGGAACACCCUCGAUUUAAAGAAUCCUUUCUUUAGGUUUGCUUAGAAGAUAGUGACAAGCCAAGCCAUAAGUAAAUGAAGGCCUGAGAAGUCCCUUGACAUGCAAGUUAAUCCUUCAUGUUCACAUGCAUUCUGAAUUUUACAAGGAUGUUUAGGUUUAUUUAAAUUCCUUUUUUCCACCUUAACUUUAAAAUGUGCAUCCUUAUUUUACUGACAAAUCUAUUUCUUGGUGCUUCUUUACCUGGACUGGUCCUUAACAGCUUUCUGCAUGUAGCCAAAGAAUGAUU